Messenger RNA from Didymodactylos carnosus, 975 nucleotides. The record is from the annotation of a GenBank genome assembly. NCBI's taxonomy places the organism in Eukaryota, Metazoa, Rotifera, Eurotatoria, Philodinida, Philodinidae.
AUGAAUAUUUGUCGCACUUUAAAUGGGAUGUGGCAAGUGUCUGGCGGUCACGGGCAUAUCGAUCCAACAGCUGCCAUAAAAAAUAUGUUUGAUUAUGUAGAUGCUGGCUUUACUACGUGGGAUUUAGCAGACCAUUAUGGACCAGCUGAAGAUCUAAUGGGCGAUUUCAGACGGCAGCUAGUCGCUACGCGUGGUAACGAAGCUUUAUCUAGUCUACAAGUCUUCACCAAAUGGGUGCCUCAGCCAACAAAAAUGACGAAACAGUUAGUUGAAGAAAACAUCAACAAGUCUCUGAGGCGGAUGGGUAUGGAAUCCAUAGAUUUGCUUCAAUUCCAUUGGUGGGACUAUCGUAAUAGCAAUUAUCUCGAUGCUCUCCGGUAUCUGUCGGAGUUGCAGGAAGAGGGUAAAAUCAAGCAUUUGGGUUUGACGAAUUUUGAUACUGAACGUUUAAAAAUAAUCUAUGAAGCUGAUAUCAAAAUCGUUUCCAAUCAAGUACAAUUUUCGAUAAUAGACCGUCGUCCUGAAGUGCAUAUGAUACAGUUUUGUCAACAGCAUAACAUCAAACUACUAACUUAUGGUACAGUCUGUGGUGGCUUGCUAUCAGAAAAAUUUCUUGGUAAACCCGAACCGCGAAGCGGAGAGUUGACUACCGUUAGUUUGAAAAAGUACAAGAAUAUGAUUAACAAUUGGGGAGGGUGGCAAUUAUUCCAAGAAUUACUUACUGUUCUCAAUCAAAUUGCAAUAAAGCACGGUGUCAGCAUUUCUAACGUGGCAGUACGUUACAUUUUGGAUAAGCCAUCAGUAGGAGGUGUAAUUAUCGGUGCUAGAUUAGGGGUAAGUGAACACUUGCACGACAAUGCUAGGGUAUUUGAAUUUAAUCUUGAUGAUGACGAUACUAAGAAAAUCGAUGUGGUAUCUCGAAAAUCGCGGGACUUGUAUCAGGCAAUUGGUGAUUGCGGGGACGAAUAUCGAUAA